This is a messenger RNA of Dentiscutata heterogama, 2352 nucleotides long. The record is from the annotation of a GenBank genome assembly. Lineage: Eukaryota; Fungi; Glomeromycota; Glomeromycetes; Diversisporales; Gigasporaceae.
AUGUCAUCUGAAGAUAUCUGCUCGAUUUGUUAUGACCCUCCAACAAAUAUAUUUCGCUUCAAAAAAUGUAACCAUAAAUUCCAUAUCAAAUGUAUAAUCAAAUGGAUUAAAGAACACCCAAGCUGUCCGAAUUGUCGUCAAUUAUUACUUUCAACAGACGAACAGAAUGGAGGAAUUUUCAUGAAGAUUGAAGAGAUCUUACUCAACAUCUCACGUGUAAAUCAAUAUAGAUAUGACAUUUUAAACUUUUUAGCGGCAGUCAAAGGAAUGAAGGCAGAAAGUUCAAAUUGUAUAGCAUGUCAGCAAACCUUUCAAAAUAAUGAUUUUAAAUUUUGUUGUGAACAUAGAUUUCACAAAGAUUGUAUAGUUAUUCGCAUCCAAACUAAUCCUAGCUGUCCAACCUGCCAGUUUCCGUUGAUACCCUAUGAUCAGGAUAUUUCAGAUUCUGACAAUGAAGACAGUCAAAAUAUAAGGAAAUUUUCAAAGAAAAAGACAAUGAAUUAUAAUAAAAAAUGCGCGACUUUAUCGGAUCCUUUAGAAAAAAAUCAACCUCGCACAACGAUAGUUCUAUCAAUGACUAUUGAAAAUAGAGUAGAAAGCAUCAAUCUUCCUGUUGUUGUUAUAGAAAAGGAUGAACGCUUUAGUAGACAGCGGAUAGAUGAAACAGAGAAUGCGCCAAAAAUGAUCGAAAACACACCUUUAAAUUAUGCUAACCUUUACAAUAAAUGCUGGUCUUCUUCUCCUGACCAGCGUCCAACAAUGAAUGAAAUUUUAAAUGAACUUGAGAAGCUAUCAACAGAAACAAACAUUGAGUUUAUUAUAAAUGACCUUUCUACUAAAAUUGAAGUAAUUCCUAGUAGAAGAAAUUCUUCUGGUUCUAUUACGACUUAUACUAGUUCUGUAUCGGGUGAAAAAGAAUCAUCACCAUCUACAGAAUAUUUUAUAAAAAAACGUAUUGAAUUAAAAAAUGGAAAUUUGAUAAUAGAUUGCCCUGCUCCUUCAGAUUUACUAAAAAAUUUUCAUAACAUAAGCUCAAAUGAAUUCACAAGCAUUCGUUAUACUGCUUGUACAAGUAAACCUGAUAAAUUCAAGAAAGAAAAUUUCACACUUCGUCAAAUUGAAUAUGAACCUUCAAGAGAAACGGAACUAUUUAUUUUAAUAACAAUUAAUGAUGAAGAUGAAUUUCAAUUAUCUUGCACACUUGACGGAGUUAUAGAAAAUAUUUCUUACCUAUGCUCUCUCAGAGAUUCUGAAAUAUGGGAUGAAAAUGGAUGGAAGAAGAUUGUUGUAUGCAUAAUCUCUAAUGGCCGCAGUAACAUCAAUGAACGGGCUUUAGCAUACUUGUCUGCUCUUGGUGUCUAUCAGAAUGAUAUUGCAAAGUCCAAGUUGGAUAAUAAAGUCGUUAAAGCUCAUAUAUAUGUAUUUACAACUCAGAUUUCAAUUCAAUGUUCUAAGAAAUCCACAGUUAAAAAAACAGUUGAUGAUGGAAUUUUUCCAACUCAGAUACUUUUUUGCCUUAAAGAAAAGGAUAAAGAUGAUGCUGAUUCUUUUCGAUGGUUUUUUAAUGCAUUUUGUCCAAUUCUAAAUCCUAAAAUAUGUGUUCUUAUGAAAGCCAGUGUUAAACCAGUUGCGGGUGUCUGUGGUAAAUUGGUUGCCAUGAAAGAUAGAAGCUUGAUAAAAUCAUUAAAUCCAAUUGUAGGUUCCCAAAUAUUUAAACAUGAAAUAUCAAAUAUUCUAGAUAAACCAUCUGAAUCAAUAUUCGGCUAUAUUCAAACAUUGCCUGAAGAAUUUUCAGCCUACCGAUAUUUUUCACUUCAAGAUAUUGCAAAUAAUGUAGAAGACACUCCAAUUCUUCCUAUUUCUUAUCUUAAAUAUAACUAUCUUCUUUGUUUUGAUUUAAUUUCUAAAUAUAAUCGAUCUUGGAUACUAUAUUUUGAAAGUUCUUCCCAAGCUGAAAUCGAUAUCCCUUCAAAUCUACCUGAAUAUAUUCAUCAGCAAAGAUGUUGCUUGAAUCAAAUUUUCUUUGCUAGAUUUUAUGCAAUUACUCAUUUUUAUUUUAUAUGGAGAAGUGGACACUCUCUUAUUUGUAAAAUCUGUUUACAAAAUAAAAUUAUUUAUCAUGCUUAUAAUUUUCUUCUUUCAUGUUCAAAAUUACUUAUUCCAAUCGAAAUUGAAAGUGUUGUCACUUUUAAAGAUGUUUUUGAAAAAAAUAUUGUUAAUAUUUUAUUAUCUAAUGAAUUUAAGAAUAAUGAUUUAUAUUCUAAGGCUUGGAAUAUAUUAAAUCAGAGAGAUACAAAAAAAGAAAGAAAUAUUAACAAACAAUAUUAUUUCUUAAAACUAUAUCCACCAUGG